CCGUGUUCACUUAGCACUCAACGUCGCGUUCCACGGCAGUUGAUUUCUUCGGUACCAAUCCAGACUCGACUCUCCGCGGUUAUAAAUAAUAAGCCAACAAAACGGCCAAGUGAAGUGACUGAGACAUGUUAAGCCUUCUGCCGGUAGUGUGGCUCCUUUGGGCCAGUACGCUGCCAGUGCCGCAGGCCACGGGCCAGAUUAUUCCACUGGCCACCUUCUGCCAGGGCGCGAGUGAGCCGUGCACCUGUGCCGCCGAGGCAAACGUGGUGCGUUUCCACUGUCCGGAUGAGUACGCCAUGCUGCUGGAGGUCUCCGAGCCAGGAGCAUCGCUGUACCUCAGCUACUACGCCGUAGAUGAGGUGCACUGGCUGCCAAGCUUCAACAUCAGCCGCCUGGUAAAGAUCGAGUUCGAUGCCUACUCCUUCUGGCCGGAGACGUUCUUGGAGGAGUUGCUGCACACCAUGGGAGUGACGCAGGUGAAGACGGUCCUGUUUCGGGACCGCACAGCAGAGACAGUGGUCACACGGGACGUCCUAAAUGUGACCGGCGGAUAUCAGAACUCGAGUCUGGCCGGGAACAUCUCCACCUGGCACUUCGGAGCGCUGCCCGGCCUGAAGAAGUUCAAGUUCUACAGCGACGUACAGGAGUUGCAGGAGUCGAUUUUCCACGGAUUCGACAGUCUGACCGAGUUGCUGCUCAGAGUGGAGGUAUCGAUGCUGCCGGGCAACCUGCUCUCCACAGUGACCAACACCCUGGAAACCCUGACCAUCGAAAGUCCGGGCAUGGUAAAGUUCGGGCAUCCAUUGCUCACCGAACUCAAGCAGCUGCGGAACCUGAGCCUGCUCCUGACCGAUCCGCAGCGCGGCCGGAACGAUCAGUUCCAGCCGCACUUGUUUGGGUCCAUGAAGCAGCUGAUGGAGGUGCGACUGGCUCGGGCCACGGGAAAGGUCAACCGGAAAAUGUUCAAGGGCACCGAGAAGCUGCAGCUCAUCAAGAUAAAUGGAAACGAUGACCUGAUAGAGCUGCCGGGGGAGGUCUUUCGCGACCAGGUCAAUCUGAAGACGCUCGACCUGUCGUGCAACGCCCUCAACCACUUGCACGAUGACGCCUUCCUGGGUCUGGGCAAUCUCACCCUUUUGGAUCUGUCCAAAAACAAACUGACUGACUUAUCAAGCACCAUUUUUGCAGCACUCGCUUCGCUGAAUGUAUUGCGGCUCAACAAGAACUCCCUGACGGCGAUGUCGCCCAACGUGUUCCGGGACGUGCCCAGUCUGAACUACAUCGAGAUGGUGAACACUCAGUUCUACGGGGCCACGCUCCUCAUGAGCUACGAGGCGGUGGUGUGCACCAACGACGAGACCUGCCAGUACAAGUCGGCGGAGUGGCAGUGCGAUCCUCGCUGCAUCUGCUGGGUGCAGCGGGACGUAAGCGUCCUGAUCGUGGACUGCCGGGGCACCAGCAUCGAGCACCUCCCGGUGCUGCCGCGCACCACGUUGGUCAGCACAGUGGUCAAGGUGGGAAACAACAGCCUUAGUCGACUGCCCACCGUCGGAGAGCACAGGGGUUACGCGAAUGUGAGUGGACUUUUUCUCGCAGACAACCAGCUGACCAGCCUGGGAUCUGGUGACCAGCUUCCCGAUAAUCUUACCCAUUUGGACGUUCGUCGCAAUCUAAUUGACGAGGUCAGCGAGGAGUUCGUGGAGUUCCUGCAGCAGGCAAACAACACCAUGACGGUGUCGCUCUCGGGGAAUCCCAUCUCUUGUGACUGUGCCGCCCUGCCCCUCCUGUUCUUUGUGCGCACCAAUCCGCAACGGGUGGUGGACAUCGCGGAUGUGAUGUGCACGAAGCAGAAGAAGGCUCUCCAGCGGAUGGAGGCCUUCGAGCUGUGUCCCUCGUAUGUCCUGCUCAUCAGCUGCGUGGUCGGGGGCCUGGUGAUCGUUGGCUGCCUGCUGACUGUGUUCUACCUGAUGUUCCAGCAGGAGCUGAAGAUCUGGAUGUACAACAACAACCUGUGCCUGUGGUGGGUGUCUGAGGAGGAGCUGGACAAGGACAAGACCUACGACGCCUUCAUCUCGUACUCGCACAAGGAUGAGGAGCUGAUCAGCAAGCUCCUGCCGAAGCUGGAGAGCGGUCCUCACCCAUUUAGGAUCUGCCUGCACGACCGUGACUGGCUGGUUGGCGACUGCAUUCCGGAGCAGAUUGUCCGCACCGUUGACGACUCUAAGCGGGUGAUCAUCAUACUGUCGCAGCACUUUAUUGAUUCGGUGUGGGCCCGCAUGGAGUUCCGCAUCGCCUACCAGGCCACCUUGCAGGAUAAGCGGAAGCGCAUCAUCAUUAUCCUUUAUAAGGAAUUGGAGCACAUGAACGGCAUCGACAGUGAGCUGCGGGCGUACCUCAAGCUGAACACCUACCUCAAGUGGGGUGAUCCGCUCUUCUGGAGCAAGCUGUGCUAUGCGAUGCCCCACAAUCGGAGGGUACUCAAGGGGCAGAAGAAGCACGCAGGUCCCCUCAUUUGAGCCACAUGCCUUCAACGGUCUUUGGAAAUAAAAUCGAAACCAGGCCCAUUCGAUUCUACAGGUGCAUUUUCCCCAGGCAUCAUUAGAUCUCAGGAUCUUAUGAGAAAUGUAUUACGAUUUCGUAUUAAAUGAGCCGUUGUCCUUGCAGGGUCUGAAAUAAAACAGAUGUGUCUGACUCUUCAGAGAAUAUAUAUUCUUUAGCCUUGAACAUGGUUAUAUAGACAUUACCGCAUGUUCGUCUGUUUCUAAACGCUUUAAUCAGUUUUGAAGCUUUGAAAACUAGCUUAACGAGAAUAUCAUUUUGCUGUAAUGGAUAUUAUUGGAACUGUCCAAUCAAAAAGGAUAAAUAUGUUUCUGCGGGGUAAUAGAACCUUUGGCUUGCGAGUGUUUAGCCCUUACUAUAUGUGAUUUAUAAUUGCCUAUUUAUUUAAAAAAUAAAGUAAAAACUAACUUAAUUUUAAGAUUCAACACCAAUGAUAUUUGUAUUAAUUAAAUUAUAUUUUGCUUUUAAUAUAGUUAGUUAUCUUAGUACUGCAAUAAAAUAAAACAAUAUGUAUUGAAAUGUUUCUGAAUUUCCUUGCCCAAAAAAAUGUUUUAGUUAAUCCAGUUAUAUUUGACAUCCGUUUUCCAUUAAAUUAAAACCUUAGCCUUAGAUACGCGAAUAAUAUUAAUAGGCUUAAGGACAGAUAGAGGAGGCUUUAUCAUCAGAACUUGGAGUUGAGUUAAAGCAUGGAAGAAACUUCA
Molecule: messenger RNA, 3260 nt
Organism: Drosophila serrata
Lineage: Eukaryota; Metazoa; Arthropoda; Insecta; Diptera; Drosophilidae
Gene: Tehao
Product: tehao
Biological process (GO): toll-like receptor signaling pathway; inflammatory response
Cellular component (GO): plasma membrane
Molecular function (GO): signaling receptor activity; protein binding
Source: RefSeq, a predicted model, not a curated record